GCCUCACCUGGUCUCAGUUGUCAGUGGCGCGCACUGAGGAUCGGUCAGCAUGCGGGAAGCUGAGUGCUAGUGCUCGUCAUGACAGCGGUGGCCUGCACUUUGGUAUCGCUAUGCGUUUGUCUGACUGCGGUGUCGGGCAUGCCUGCCGCCAAGAGGCUGCCCAUACCCCACGACACUGAUGACGUUCUGGCCGGCAGUGACUUCCUUUCCAUGUUCAUGCAGAGGAGCAUGAGGACGGCAGACCGGCCAGACGGACCCUUCGAGCCGCAUCACUAUGACCACGACCUCAACUCCGUCAUCCACCCGCACCCGCACCUCUCUGCCAAGUACAAGAUAUCCGAUAUCUACAAGACCGCCAAAUACGGGUACGCGGUCAGCGAGAUGCCUAGUGAAGCGGAAGACUAUCAGGUGACCACACCCCCCGUCUCACCAACCCUGGAAUCAGAGGUGAGGACGACCACUCAAUUCGUGGAUCCCACGACGAUACAGGACAUACCCACCACGAUAGAUGACGUCAGCGACAGACUCGCCACCAACUUUACAAUAGAGGAACAAGCACCGACCGUUUUGACUGGUGAUGAUUCUACAAGACCAGAGACCACUACACAACAAACGGCUACAGAAAAGGUCGAGGAACAGGUAAUAUCUGUGAGGGUGUCGUCAUCUGUGGUGAGACACUCUCACAGAGUAGAGACGUCCACGGCGAGGAGCACACCUGAGGUCGUGUCCCAGCCGAGACGAGUAGACGAGAACCUCGUGAGCACCCUCGUGACUCAGGAUCAGCCCACAAUCACGGCAGUACAGAGGAGUGAGUUCGCUGUGGAAGAAGCGUCUCUUUCUGACUCAGAGGCUACCAACCAUCGACAAAGUAAGGCGCAGAGUGCUUACGACAGGGAAGAAGAAGUCGAGGGCAAGGUUCAAGAAGUGUCCCGUUAUAAUAACAGACAACAGACCAGGUUAAACGGAGAGUUACCUGUUUUUGAGAUACAUUUCCAUAACGCUCCACCAUCCCUCAUUUCGAACUAUGGGAGUAAAACGGAAACCCAGACAAUUGAAGACGAAGUUCCAGCAUUGAGGAGGAAGGAAUUCCGUCAACUCUCGCCGUACCCACAACAGACGGAGCCAGUCAGUUAUCAGUCCAGAGUGUCCUCGGCCACGUCAGACAGCAGUGUGCAUUACUACAGAGACCAUUCCAGAAGUAACCCGUUAGCAGUGGAGACGGUCAAUCGACCAGCCCAAGCAGAACCCUUCGCGUCAGCACAGUACGCUCCAGAUCAAGACAAACCUUCGGGAAGCAGUUCAGGCGAUUCGGAGUUUAAAGAGACUCCUGUAUACCACGAGGAACCCAGAGAACGAACCUACGGGGAGCCGGAGAAGGUGUACGGGCGACCCGAGGUCAACUACGAGGUGGACGAGGCUGUCAGCGUUAUCACCAACGGGAAGGCUCACGGCGCGCAGGUUCCCACACCCGUUCCGCAGCCAUCGGAGGAUCCUACGGGCCAGAACAAGUUCGGGUACGUCGUGGAAGGACGGAACUUCCGGAAAUAUCGCGUGGAGGAGCGGACGGCCGACGGGUUCAUAGUGGGCGAGUACGGCGUGGUCAGCCACGACGAUGGGAGUCUCCGCGGUGUACGCUACACGGCUGACAGUACCAUCAACCCCCGCCUCAUAUACGACACCCUCGUCAAGUUCCUAUCACUCAAGUAACAGUUCCUCCGACUCCGUAACCAAAUCAAAACAGCUUGUCUCGUGGCUUUACUGUCAACUUUUAUACGUUGAACUCUCUUUGAAGCGUUCUUAAAACCAGAGUGCCUACGAUUUUCAUAAAAAUGCUUAGUUGUUUCCGGAACUUAACGUACGAUCCUGUGAUAUUUAUUACCUAGUUGUAAAAUGACAAUGCUGGUGCAGUAAUGGGACUGUAGGGUGGGUAGGACUGAUGUCGCCUUCGUAUGUGCGCAUAUGUUAGGAGGCGAACGGUUCCGUCUGCUAGUGCGAUGACCUAUCGCCCUGACGCCUCAGGACCAUUCCCCUCUCAUUGUACCGUACUGUACCCGAGACUGGAUGGGCCCCAGGCGUCGCACCGGUCGAUGUUUGUCGCCUAGCAGGCUCGUGUCACACGUCUGGUCUACAUGUGCUAAGUGUCCUUUCUUAACUGUGCAUUACGUUCAAAAUUAGUGGCUGUAGCUUUUGAAUUGAUUUUGUAAUUUAUUUAGGAAAUAUAAUAGUUUUGAACAUUGUAUUUCUUUAAUUUUCCAGCUCAAUAUUUUAGGGUAAGACUUUAUUUGGGUUUACUGUGCUUAAUACAUCCGAGUCAAAACUGGUCAGGAACGUACAUUUUUAUACUCUAAAAUUAUUGCUAUGUAUAAUUAUUUUAAAUCUUUACUUAUAUAAAAAUGUUUGUAUUAAGACUUCAAUAUUUUUUGUACUUUAGUGAAUGAAAUAUUCUAACGUUCAAACCUAGUAUUGUACUAUACAAAAAACAAAAAGAAAUAGAAAUGACCAAAAUUUCGAUCAAACUUUAACUUUUGGCAUGCAAAUAUUUAGCAAUAAUUUUACACAGUUAAUAGUACGUAGUAACAUAUACGUGUGGUUUAUAUAUGUUCAUAUUUGUAGAGUCUCGUCUCCAUAAAGCAUAUAUGUAAACAUUAAACUACUGAAUCUACUAAAAAUAACCAUUAAAAUAAAGUGGUAAAAGUUAUUUAAUAUGAAAUUCGUCUUCAUUUUCAGAAAAUAUCAUGAUUUUAUUAAUAAUGUAAUGUUUCACUCUGUUAUGUAAUGUAACUAUAGUUGUAACAAAUAUAAAAUUACAUAAAAACUCUAAACAUAACGUUGUUCUGUUUUGCCCAUGACGACAUAAACUUUAAUUAACAUUUGAAUAAAAUAUGUCCAUCCUACAAAAUAUUACAAUAUUUAUAGAAUUAUUAGUAAGAAAAAAUGCUCAUUGUUUGGUACUUAAUUGUUGUAUUUUAAUUAUUUUAUUUUACCAUAAUAGUAAAAUUGUCUUAGGUAAUGUGUUGUAAGUUAUCAAUAUUGUAAGCUAUAGAGCCUUACACGUACUAUGAGCUUAGGCAACAUUGUAAUUUUAAUUAAUUACAAUUCCAUAGUAAUUCGUUGGCGAAUUUAGUAGUUAUUUAGUUUGACUGAAGUGAAAAUAUGUACGUGAAAUAAAUGAGUUUUGUACAAAUAAA
Messenger RNA from Homalodisca vitripennis (glassy-winged sharpshooter), 3188 nucleotides. Its product is annotated as immunoglobulin A1 protease autotransporter. The transcript is spliced from 2 exons. The coding region runs from base 79 to 1707 and encodes 542 amino acids. The record is from RefSeq and is a predicted model, not a curated record. NCBI's taxonomy places the organism in Eukaryota, Metazoa, Arthropoda, Insecta, Hemiptera, Cicadellidae.